Messenger RNA from Benincasa hispida (wax gourd), 888 nucleotides. RefSeq names its product flavodoxin-like quinone reductase 1 (gene FQR1). Gene Ontology annotation, cellular component: membrane. Gene Ontology annotation, molecular function: FMN binding; NAD(P)H dehydrogenase (quinone) activity. NCBI's taxonomy places the organism in Eukaryota, Viridiplantae, Streptophyta, Magnoliopsida, Cucurbitales, Cucurbitaceae. The record is from RefSeq and is a predicted model, not a curated record.
UAAAAUUAAGAAGCCGAGGCGGAUCCUGCACCUAUAAAUAAUCCCCUUGCUUUCAACAACUUCUUCAUCGUUAACGAGUUAUAAAAGGAUCAAAAUCACGAACAACAAUUUCCCACAAACCUCGCAUCACUGCAUCAAUGGCUACCAAAGUGUAUAUUGUUUACUAUUCCAUGUACGGACAUGUUGAGAAACUUGCAGAAGAGAUUAAGAAGGGGGCUCAAUCUGUAGAAGGCGUUGAAGCAAAGUUGUGGCAGGUUCCCGAAACAUUACCCGAGGAAGUCCUUGGCAAAAUGAGUGCACCACCAAAGAGUGAUGUACCAAUAAUCACCCCAAACGAACUCUCUGAGGCCGAUGGGUUUGUUUUUGGCUUCCCGACUAGAUUUGGUAUGAUGGCUGCUCAAUUCAAAGCAUUUCUGGACGCAACUGGAGGUCUUUGGAGAACCCAACAACUUGCAGGCAAGCCUGCUGGUAUCUUUUUCAGCACCGGAUCUCAGGGAGGUGGGCAAGAAACUACCGCGCUGACUGCCAUCACUCAACUAACACACCACGGAAUGAUAUUCGUACCCAUUGGUUACACUUUCGGCGCUGGCAUGUUUGAGAUGGAGCAUGUUAAAGGUGGAAGUCCUUACGGAGCUGGAACUUUCGCAGGCGAUGGCUCAAGGAAACCAACCACUCUUGAGUUGGAGCAAGCCUUCCACCAAGGAAAGUACCUCGCUACCAUCACAAAGAAGCUCAAGGGAUCAGCCUAAACUUAAGUUUAUCAUGCCAAAGUUACUGUUUGGAAAACCAUUUCCCAUUUUUUCACCAUUUUGAAUUUCAAUUUCCUUGUAAUAAAUCAUUGGAUUGUUUGGUUUGUGCAUCGUAUUAUGGUACGUGUGCUUCAGAAUA